AUGGGGUUCAGGUAUCCAUUUAUUACGUCAACCGAGUUCUCCGAGACCCGGUACACCCGAGCUGAGAAGCAUGUGUUAGGGUUAGUCCACGCGACCCGUAGACUAAAGCCUUACUUCCUAACUUACCCUGUAAGUCUGCGGACUAACCAACUAGUUAGGCAGAUUCUGUCACGCCCCGAGGCGUCCGGACGACUCACCAAGUGGGCUAUUGAACUAGGGGAGUACGACAUAACCUACGAGUCCCGGACUGCUAUCAAGGCCCAGGCAUUGGCAGACUUCUUGGCCAAGCUCACCUUUCCUGUGAGCCAAAACGUCAUUUUGGCUGAGACUGAACCUCAAAAGUGGAUCUUAUAUGUGGAUGGAUCCUCCACUAAUGAUGGUAGUGGAGCCGACUUGCUCCUCAAGGACCCUCACGGAAAGACGUGCUCCUACGCACUUCGGUCUGAUUUUGCCGCAUCAAACAAUGAAUCUGAGUAUGAAGCGCACAUCGCGGGAUUGCAGUUGGUUCGAAAACUUGGUGCCAACCAGAUCUCAGUUUACAGUGACUCCCAACUCGUGGUGUGCCAGAUAUCCCAAUCAAAGAAUAGGCGAGCUGAUGCCUUAUCAAAACUCGCCUCCACUGCGUUUUCUACUCCCAACAAAUCGAUUCACAUGGAGGUUCUGUCUGAACCAGGGUACCUCGAGGAGAAGGCUGAAGCCAAGAAAAUUCAGCGCAAAACGGCUAGAUACGCGCUCCGAUGUGGCAAUCUGUACAAACGUUCCUAUUUCGACCCGUGGCUGCGAUGUGUCACAGUCGAAGAGGGUGAAACAUCCUCCGGGAGAUUCAUGAAAGACUAUGCGGGCCGCAUGUCGGCCAUCAUUCGCCUUAUUACUUGGCUAUUUUUGGCUGACCAUUCCGCAAGACGCCCAGGCAUUGGUUCUGAGUUGUCCCUCAUGUCAGCACCACGCACCCGAACAUCAUUAGUCAACCAACUUCAUGAUUCCUAUCAUCUCGCCAUGGCCUUUCGACAGUGGGGGACAAAUAUCAUUAGACCCUUCCCGAGGGCCAUAAGUGGCUACACUUAUGUCGUGGUGGCGAUGGAAUAUUUCACGAAAUGGGUUGAACUCGAGACUUUAAGAAGCAUCACGAGCCAAGCCAUCCAGAAGUUCUUCUGGAAGCACAUCGUCUGUCGCUUCGGAUUACUUCGAAUCGUCAUCUCUGAUAAUGGAAAAUAA
This is a messenger RNA of Coffea arabica (coffee), 1215 nucleotides long. RefSeq lists its product as uncharacterized. The record is from RefSeq and is a predicted model, not a curated record. Lineage: Eukaryota; Viridiplantae; Streptophyta; Magnoliopsida; Gentianales; Rubiaceae. Gene Ontology annotation, molecular function: nucleic acid binding; RNA-DNA hybrid ribonuclease activity.